AUGUCUAGCUUCUACAUCGAGAAUAAGAAUAUGGGCAACAAACUCGACAGCGAGGAUUGGAGAAUUCGCGGUUACAAUCCUCUAACCCCUCCCGACCUCCUUCAGCAUGAGAUCCCCCAGACGGCCAGAUCAAAGAAAACGGUACUCUCAAGCCGCGAAGAGGUGGUAGCUGUAGUCAAUGGCACCGAUGAUAAACAGAGACUCCUAGUUAUCAUUGGUCCUUGCUCCAUUCACGAUCCAAAGUCUGCCCUCGAAUACUGCGAUAUGCUGUUAAAGGAAAAAGAGAAGCAUCAAAACGAGUUGCUUAUCGUUAUGCGAGCUUACCUCGAAAAACCAAGGACGACGGUGGGUUGGAAAGGUCUAAUAAACGACCCGGAUAUUGACAACAGCUUCAACAUCAAUAAGGGGUUGCGUAUGUCGAGACAACUUUUUGUUGACCUCACCGACAAGGGGAUGCCGAUUGCUAGCGAGAUGUUGGAUACCAUUUCGCCACAGUUCCUGGCAGAUGUCCUCUCGGCCGGUGCGGUAGGUGCGAGGACGACUGAGAGUCAACUGCACCGAGAGUUGGCGAGCGGCCUCUCGUUCCCAGUAGGAUUCAAGAAUGGUACAGACGGUACAUUGAGAGUCGCAAUUGACGCAAUUGGCGCCGUUAGACACCCUCAUCACUUCCUCUCUGUCACCAAACCGGGAGUUGUAGCCAUCGUUGGCACCGUCGGAAACGAGGACUGCUACGUAAUCCUACGCGGUGGAAGUCGUGGUACCAAUUUUGACUCGAAGAGCAUCGCAGAGGCUAAGGCAGCCCUGGCGAAGUCUGGUCUGCGGCAGCGACUUAUGGUGGAUUGCAGUCACGGAAACUCGUUGAAGAACCACAAGAACCAACCCUUGGUUGCUGCUGAUUUAGCAGAGCAGAUUUCCAAGGGAGAGACCGGCAUCAUGGGUGUCAUGAUUGAGAGCAAUAUUAACGAAGGCAGCCAGAAGGUGCCGCAAGAAGGGAAGGCCGGCCUGCAGUACGGUGUCAGUAUUACCGAUGCUUGCAUCGGAUGGCAAGAUACAGUCGCGGUUCUCGAUGGUCUUGCCAAUGCCGUUAAGGAGCGAAGAAGGGUUACCGGUCGAUCUAUCUCGUCGUCGAGCUCCGGAGCCUCUACCGAAUCUCCGAUGAAACUGAACGUAGCCGCGGCGGCUUCAACAGCUCUCGCAAUCGGAUCCGUAGCGUGGUACUAUCAUCUCUAUGGUUCUACCGCCCAUGCAAUGACGCCUGCCGAAGAAGGUUUACACCCGACAGCCUACCCGUGGGUUCAUGAACAGUGGUUAAAGACUUUCGAUCACCAAGCGCUCCGUCGAGGUUUCCAGGUAUACCGUGAAGUCUGCGCGGCGUGUCACUCACUUAGCCGAGUUCCUUACCGAGCGCUCGUCGGAACCGUUUUGACGGUAGAUGAAGCGAAAGCAUUGGCCGAGGAAAAUGAAUAUGACACCGAACCCAACGACGAGGGCGAGAUCGAGAAGCGUCCCGGAAAGUUAUCGGACUAUAUCCCCGCCCCGUAUAAAAAUGAUGAGGCGGCCCGAGCUGCCAACAACGGUGCCCUUCCUCCCGAUCUAAGCUUGAUUAUCAAGGGGCGCCACGGCGGAUGCAACUACAUCUUCAGCUUGUUGACCGGAUAUCCCGAGGAGCCUCCUGCAGGUGCUCAGGUGGGCGCUGGUCUAAAUUUCAACCCUUACUUCCCGGGUACAGGUAUCGCUAUGGCCCGUGUUUUAUACGAUGGGCUAGUGGAGUACGAGGAUGAGACCCCGGCGUCUACAUCGCAGAUGGCCAAGGAUGUGGUAGAGUUUCUCAACUGGGCGGCGGAACCUGAGAUGGACGACCGAAAGCGAAUGGGAUUGAAAGUGCUGACUGUCACUUCUGUCCUCUUCGCUCUAAGCGUGUGGGUUAAGCGAUACAAGUGGGCGACUCUCAAGUCCAGGAAGAUUGUCUACGACCCUCCUAAAGCAUCUAAUAAUAUCCGUACAUAA
Annulohypoxylon truncatum is the source of this 2007-nucleotide messenger RNA. RefSeq names its product 3-deoxy-7-phosphoheptulonate synthase. The record is from RefSeq and is a predicted model, not a curated record. The transcript is spliced from 7 exons. Gene Ontology annotation, molecular function: electron transfer activity; heme binding; 3-deoxy-7-phosphoheptulonate synthase activity. Gene Ontology annotation, cellular component: cytoplasm. Bases 1 to 2007 code for a protein of 668 amino acids. Gene Ontology annotation, biological process: aromatic amino acid biosynthetic process. Lineage: Eukaryota; Fungi; Ascomycota; Sordariomycetes; Xylariales; Hypoxylaceae.